Molecule: messenger RNA, 1479 nt
Organism: Sinocyclocheilus rhinocerous
Lineage: Eukaryota; Metazoa; Chordata; Actinopteri; Cypriniformes; Cyprinidae
Product: prostaglandin E2 receptor EP4 subtype-like
Exons: 2
Coding region: 1-1479 (492 amino acids)
Biological process (GO): negative regulation of inflammatory response; positive regulation of cytosolic calcium ion concentration; adenylate cyclase-activating G protein-coupled receptor signaling pathway
Cellular component (GO): plasma membrane
Molecular function (GO): prostaglandin E receptor activity
Source: RefSeq, a predicted model, not a curated record
AUGGAAAAGCGAAGAGUCGACUUUCAGUUUGUGGAACCACUAGCACUUGUCAACCUAUCAGACAUGAAUGAUUCUCUGCUGAACGUGGGUUUGAAUGUAUCAGAAGUUCUCGUGCCUUUCGCCAACAGCUCGUCUCUGAAUCUGGACUAUCGCUCUCUCAUCACUUCUGCCACUAUGUUUGGCGUCGGGGUCCUCGGAAACCUCGUGGCGAUCGUGGUGCUUUGCAUCUCCAAAAAAGAGCAGAAGGAGACCACCUUCUACACUCUGGUGUGUGGGAUGGCUGUCACGGACCUGCUGGGCACCUGUUUCACCAGUCCGGUGGUCAUCGCCACAUACAUCGCGGGCAGGUGGCCGGGCGGAGCGCUCCUGUGCCAUUUCUUCUCCUUCUCCAUGCUGUUCUUUGGUUCGGCUGGCAUGUCUAUUCUGUGCGCAAUGUCAGUGGAGAGAUAUCUAGCCAUAAACCACGCGUACUUCUACUCGCAGCAUGUGGACCGGGCCACGGCUCGGUUCGCGCUGAUGGCGACUUACCUGGCCAAUAUCGUGCUGUGCAUCAUGCCCAGUUUUGGUUUUGGAAAGCACACGAGACACUUUCCCGGAACUUGGUGCUUCUUGGACUGGCGCGCCAUGGACUCCGUCGGCGCCUCAUACACGUUUCUGUACGGAGGUUUCAUGCUGCUGUUAAUCGCCGUUACCGCCCUGUGUAAUUUCGCCGUGUGUCGUUCACUGGUCGGGAUGAGUAAAAUGAGUCGCAUGGUGAGGGCAGAGAUAUCCGGACACACAGGCUCCAGGCGCAGAUUCAAAUUAACAUCUGCAGCGGAGAUCCAGAUGUUCUGGCUGUUAAUUUUCAUGACCAUCGUGUUCCUGAUAUGCUCCAUCCCUUUAGUGGUGCGCAUUUUCAUCAACCAGCUGUAUGAUCCGGCUUACAUAUCAUCAGGCAGAAGUCCAGACUAUCGCAGUGAUCUCCUGGCCAUUAGAUUCGCCUCCUUCAACCCUAUCCUGGAUCCAUGGGUGUAUAUUCUGUGCAGGAAAAACUUAUUAACCAAAGGCUGUAUGCGACUCAAGCGUACUAUCGGACUGAGGAAAGGGGAUCAUCGUCGUGUUUUGGGUUGGAUGGACGGUCAGCACUCACCUCAGUCAUUUGCUCAAAGCAAUUGCACAAGCUACGUGUCGUUGCGCACGGCCAUUUGUAGAAAUGACAUGGGUAAACAGACCAGCACGAACACUAAAUCUUAUAUGGACUUAACCCUUCGCCAGGCAUGGGACUUUGAUACAGCUCUGGCUGAGUUUCAUCCUUUCAGCGUCGAGCAGAACUGUGUCAUGGGGUUUGAUGAAGACGAAGGAGCAUCAAGCCCCAAACUCCUCCCCAAGACUGUUGUGGCACUACCAGCCACUCAAAUAUUAGAAAAUAAAGCUGAAAUAGUAACUUGCACUUUCAGUACACCAAGUUCAUGUGUAUCAGAAAAGUGCUUGAGACAGUGA